Messenger RNA from Tetrahymena thermophila SB210, 972 nucleotides. Its product is annotated as endoplasmic reticulum vesicle transporter. The record is from RefSeq and is a predicted model, not a curated record. Gene Ontology annotation, cellular component: endoplasmic reticulum; COPII-coated ER to Golgi transport vesicle. Lineage: Eukaryota; Ciliophora; Oligohymenophorea; Hymenostomatida; Tetrahymenidae. The transcript is spliced from 7 exons.
AUGUAGAGUUUUAGAAAAUUUGAUGCAUUUUAAAAAGUGAAUUAGGAUAUUGAUUCUUCUUCUUCUGUUGGAGGGUUAUUUUCUAUUAUUGCGUUAGCUAUUGGAUUCAUACUUUUUUGUCAUGAAUUUUAAGAAUGGAAUAAGUAUACUAUUGUGAGAAAGCUGGAAGUUUAAUCUCUAAAUUAAGCUAUUAUUAAAGCAAAUAUAGACUUAACUUUCUUUAAUGUUCCUUGUUCCUUAAUCAGUUUAGAUGUUUUAUAUUAAGAUGGUUAAUAAGUUUUAUAAGACUACUCAUCCACUUUAACAAGAAUAAAACUAGAUAGAUAAAAUAAAGAAAUAGGAACUGAAACAACAUAUGUAGAGGUCGAAUAAGAAAAUAGCCAGCAAAAGAUAGAGGAAGUUUUAGAGUAAAUUAAAAAUAAAGAGCAGUGCAGAAUUCAUGGCUAAUUACUUUUAAAUACUAUUCCAGGAAGUUUUAAAUUUAGAAUACUUUAAAUGAAAGGUUUAGAUGAGCAGUUAUUAAAAUAAUUAAAUAUUAAUCAUAAAAUCAAUAAGCUCUCUUUUGGUGAUACCAUUAAGACUAAGAAAAUCGAAAAAGUCUUAGGAUUAGAUAAAUCUGAUAGCGAAGCUUUUGAUGAGUCUAGAUAUAAUUAUGAGUAUAGAUGCAGCUAUGAUAACUAUAUAAAAAUCCUUCCAUUGAAUGCUGAGAAUAUCAAAGAAUUAGGUUAUAUUAGAACAAAUUCAUUUAGGUUUACUAUGUAUUAGCAAGUCAUCCCAAAAGAAUAGACUGAUAUCAUUGAAGUUUCCUUUAAUUACUAAGUGUCUCCUAUAAAUAUUGUAUACUAAACAAAAAAUAAAUCUUUCUACAGUUUUGUUGUACAAGUUUGUGCUAUAAUAGGUGGUAUAUUUUGCGUUUUUGGAGUAAUUAAUACUUUGGUACUGAAUAUAAUAUCAUCUAUCAAUUCAAAAUGA